AUGCUCGAGCAAUUCCUCCCAGAGGCCAACCUCCCAGAGGCCGACGUGGCUCUCAACGUGUACGCCGAGCCCUCAGCUCGUCGCGCGGUGCUCGAGCCGCUGCGUGUCGUGGUCGGGCUCGCGAUCGGGCUGCCGCUCUUUGUGUGGGUCACGGAGCAGGUUCGCGGCAGCGAUCCGAGCCACGACGAGCCACCAGAACCGGAACCGGUGCCGGUGCUCAGCCCGACGAUAGUGUUUGUUGGCCUGCCGCUCGUCGUAAUAGGGCUCGCGAGCUUCGCCAUCGGCCUUCGCGACGGACUCAUGCCGGUUGGAGACCUCAUCGGCCGCAGACUUGUUCACAGCCAGCCCCGGAUGGUACCUUCAGUCGCAUUCACCUUGGGACUGCUGCUCACCUUCGGCGAGCCGGCGAUUGGGUCACUGAUCGAGCUUUCGUACGAGGCGUGGGAUUUCCCCGAGAUACAAGCACUGCUUGGGAAGCACCAGAUCUUGACCGUCGUCAGCAUCGGCGCCGGCGUGGGGCUUGCGAUGGCGGUCGGCGCCACGAGGCUCAGCAGCGGCGCCACGAAGCUGCCUCUCUGGCGGCUGGUGUCGCCGCUGGCGUUGCUAUGCCUGCUGAGCACUUGUGUCACGCCACCCGCCGCGCAGGGGCUUGCUUGGGAUGCUGGCGCGGUGACGACAGGUCCGAUCACGGUCCCCGUCAUUCUCGCGCUCGGCGCCGGCUUUGUCCGAGGGGGCGACUCGGGCUUUGGUCUCGUGGCCCUCGCCUCUCUCUUCCCGGUGCUGUCAAUCGCGUUCAGCUGCUACUCGAUCAAGCUGUGGGCGCACCUGACCGGCACCGACACCGCUUCGGAGCGGCCUGCGCGCGCCUCGCCCGCCGGCAGCCUCCUCGAGGUUGCGCGCGCGGAGGCGCAGCUCACGGCGCAGUCCUUCCUGCCCCUGAGCGUCGGGCUGGCGGCCGUCGUCCUCUACUUGCGCUUGCCCCUCCGAGCGGUGGCGCGCCGCCCCGUCCCGCUCGGCCUGGCGCGAGUGCUCUUCGGCCUCUACACCUUUUACGUCGGCAUCAAGCUGGGCCUCCUCCCAAUGGGCCGCAACGGAGGCGCUCGCCUCGUGCGCGGCGUGAUCCAGCCAGACGGCGCCGUCCACCCUGCUCGCGCGGUCGGCGUGUGUGCGUUCGGCGUCCUCACCAUCGGGGCGUGCCAGAUGAUCGAGCCCGACCUGCUCGUGCUGGGCAGCCAGGCGGAGCGGCUCUCUGCGGGGCGCGUGCCGAAGAUGCGGCUGGUCGCGACGGUCGCCGCAGGCUGCGGGCUCGGCACCGUGAUUGGCAUCGUGAAGGUGCUCCUCAACCUCCCGCUCCUCCCCAUCCUGCUCGCCCUCUACACGCUCGCGCUCGCCCUCACCUACAAGCAGGACGACUUCCUCGUCGGCCUCGCGUGGGACGCGGCCGGCACAUCGACCGGGAGCAUCACCGUCCCGCUCAUCCUCGCGCUGGGCCUCGGCAUCGCCGAGCAGGUGGGCGCGGCCGAAGGCGGCGCGCCGAAAUAUUCGCCGUUGGGGCCGCUCGGCAUCCUGGGUUGCGCCUCGGCGGCGCCCAUCUGCACCGUCCUCGUGUGGUUUCGUGGGAUGAGCUUGUGA
Emiliania huxleyi CCMP1516 is the source of this 1632-nucleotide messenger RNA. RefSeq lists its product as hypothetical. The transcript has 2 exons. The record is from RefSeq and is a predicted model, not a curated record. NCBI's taxonomy places the organism in Eukaryota, Haptophyta, Isochrysidales, Noelaerhabdaceae. Bases 1 to 1632 code for a protein of 543 amino acids.